UAAAAAUGUCCCUGAUGCGUUUUCUGUCUGUCGUUCGAUAACGAAUGAUGAUUGAAUCAGAGUAUUUUGCUAUUUAAUUCCAUAAAACUGUUGAUAUUUAUGCGAAACCAUGUCCGACAUCAACAUGGAGAAGUUUGCAAAAGCAGACUUUGGCCCGGAUCGCUACGUGAAGGAAUUAGCGAGAUCCUGCGUCGGAGGGGAGGAGCUACAACAACGAAAGGAGAAGAUUCAAGUCCUCGCCGAAGAUACCGCAAGCGCUCUCAAGAAAAAUGUUUACGAGAAUUACAUGCAGUUCAUCGAGACGGCGACAGAGAUAUCUCACCUGGAGGCUGAAAUGUACAAGCUGUCCCGCCUACUUAGCGAGCAAAGGUCUGUGCUCACGACGCUUUCUCAUGCCUCUGUUUUGGGGCACGAUAAUACCAUUUCCCGAGAGUCUCUGGAUACACAAGAUUUCGAAGCCGAGAAAGCGGAAGAGCAGAGGAAAAACAAACUCAACACUAUCAUGGAUAAGGUUGAAAGUUGCAUGAAUUUAUUAGACACUCCAGACCGGACUCUUCUUCAUGAGGGAGAUUUGCUGGAGAUUGACGCAGAAGAGAAUACUGCUUUACAGAGAAUGCAUGUUUACUUAUUCAAUGAUUGUCUCAUGCUGUCCUCUUGGAUAUCAAACCGCCGUGGCCCAAUGAGGUAUAAAUUCCAAGCAAGCUAUCCUAUUAGUACUUUGGCCGUAGUUAACGUGCGCGACCUAGGUACUGUGAAACAAGCAUUCAAGGUACUAGCAUUCCCCGACACGAGGGUCUUCCAAUGUAACAGUUUUGCAAUUAAAAAAGACUGGUUGGAUAAGUUUGAUGUGGCCAAGAAAAUGUAUAUUGAAAAUGAGAAUUCCAAACUGAAAAAGAAGGAUGAAAAGCCUAAGCCAGAAUUAGUGGAGUCUCCUAGUCUAUCAGUAGAGGAAUUGCCAUCACCACAGAUCCCAACACUACCAGAAUGGCUGGCCGAUGUCACCGAGGAAUUGGAUGUACUCAUAGUUGAAAGACAUUUUCAAAAGACUUACGAAUUAAUGGUAUCUGCUCAGAAAUCUUUGAAUUCUGACGAAUUUAAAACCCACCCUGAGAGAGAUGGCAUCUUGAAGAAGAUUGAACAGAAACAGAAGAUUCUAAUAGAUAUAUUGCUAAAAGAACUCGAUGUGACUCACAACUGGAGUCCACGGGGAGGGCUCCAGUCUUCCCGGUACCCGGUGCUUAUCCUCAACAAGUUUAACAUGACGAGUCAGGCUUGUGAACUGUUUCUGGCUAUCUGCAGCCACACCGUCAAAGUCCACAUCAAAGGAGUCCAGCUAGAGGGUACUAUUAAUACAUAUGUUAAGCAAGUCGGGGAGAUUUUCUUCUGCUCAUUGAGUGAUGCCUUAACUGAGUUUACAACUCUAUUUCCUAAGAAUAAAAUUAGUGCUUUCAUAGUGUGGGCGAGCCUGCAACUCAGAAUGCUGCUCAGUCAAAUCAUUAAACAGGUGUUCACACCGCAAUGUCCUUUAGAUUCAGUUUUGGAGUGUGUGCAGAGCCUUAGAGAUCAAUGCUCGCUGUUCUGCGAAUUUGGGCUGGACCUGAGAUUUCAUCUGAACAGCUCCUUAAGAUCACCCACAAACAAAGCUCUAAAAGAGUAUAAAGAAAAAAUUAUAGAUUCCAUGAAAUCAAAACUAGCAGAAGAUAAGUGGACCCCUGUCAACAUGCACACUAAAGCGGGUGUCCAGAAGUUUUUGACACAGAUGGAGAAUUUGGGCCUUAUAUUAGCUAAGUACGUUAUAAACGAGACAUGGGUGGACCUCUCUAGUAGUACCAUAUGGUUUGCACAGUCUGUAAUAACUAUUCAGAAAGUGGGACUAACUCUUGUUACUAAGGACCUGAUGGAAACUUUGGAUGAUUGCAUCUACGCUAUUUUUAAUGCCAGGCUAGUGCUUGGUGUAGGUAAUGAUUCAGUAUACGCUCAAAAGAAUUUCAGGUUCAUUUUGGAUACAGUGAUGCCUCUGAUGCUCCGAUGUUACAAGGAGGAGGUCGGGUAUGAGAAUGACAAGUUGUUGGCACUAGCAAAGAAGCACGGAGUCAGUGUGGCGCUGCCAAAGAAGUCUAAUAUCACAAAAUACACGAGUAACGAAUAUUUAUGAGAAUAGUCAGGGAUAUGGUGAAUGGUGUACGAAAUUAUUUUUGUUACGCUAAAGCUUUAAUACUGUAAAAUAUAGGUAGUAAGCAUGCAGGAUUUUUGUAUGAUUAUUUAAUGAAACUGAUCAAAUUAUAUUAUAUGCAAGUUAAUCAAUAUGAAAUUUUAAUAAACAAACAACAAAUAU
Molecule: messenger RNA, 2335 nt
Organism: Cydia fagiglandana
Lineage: Eukaryota; Metazoa; Arthropoda; Insecta; Lepidoptera; Tortricidae
Gene: Exo84
Product: exocyst complex component 8
Exons: 1
Coding region: 110-2155 (681 amino acids)
Biological process (GO): Golgi to plasma membrane transport; exocytosis; intracellular protein localization
Cellular component (GO): exocyst
Source: RefSeq, a predicted model, not a curated record